AUGAGUUUAGGUGUUCCAGUAACAAAAUCUUUUAACAAAUUAAAAAAAUAUCCAUAUGAAAUUAAUAAAUUUGAUAGAAGAGAAACAAAUGAAUAUUUUUAUUUGCCUGUAGAUUGUCCACGUAUGAAAAAAUGUGAUGAUGCUUAUUGCCCUUUAGCUCACACCAAAUUAGAAAAAAUAUUUCAUCCAAUAGUAUAUAAAACUCAGGCUUGUCAGAUGGCUAAAGAUGGAGCUUGUGAUUAUUUUCAAAAAUGUGCAUUUUAUCAUGAUUCUAAUGAUAAAAAUGAAGCUCAUUUAAAUUGGACAAUAUGGGAAAAAAAGUGGGAUAAAUGGAGAAACAAUAUUGAUAAUAUUUUAACACAACAUAAUAAGAAUGAUAAAGAAAUAAGAAGAAAAGUAGAAAGUAUUUUAAAAAUUCGUAUGCCACAUUUUAAUUAUAGUUCAAAUAAAAGCAACAUAUCUUUAAAUAAAAAUGUUUCGUUUCAUUCAACUUGGCCAAAUCUAAGUAACACAAAUAACAAUAAUAAUAAUAAUAAUAAUAACAAUAAAAUUAACAACUUAAGUAGUAUUUUAUGUAACUCUUUAAGUUCAUCAUUAAAUCCGAGUUCUACUUCUCUUUUUAAUAAUACAUGGAAUAAAUCAUUAAAUAAUAAAAAAAAUAUAAAAAAUGGUGAAGAUAAUAAAAAUAAAAAUAAUUCUUGUUGGAUUAAUGAGUUGAAUGAAAUGAGCAAUCUUAAUUUUGAUAAAUCUUCUAACAUAAAUGCAAGUUUUUUAAAUAAAAAUAGUGUAUAUUAUGAUGAGACACUUAGUUAUAAUAGCAAUGCUACAGAUUGUGGAUUAAAUUUUGAUAUAUUAGAUAAUAACGCAUAUAAAGUUGUUGAAUUUUGUUUUACUGAUUAUGAAAAUAAUAAAAAUAAAAAUAGUUGGAAAGAUAGUUCAGAAAAUUUUAAUUUUCAAUCUACGAACUCCUUUUUUUCACAUAGUUCUAAAAUAUUAGAAAAUGAAAGAAAAAAUUCAUUAAAUAUUAGCAGUAGUCAAGGAAUUAACAUUUUUGAAGAUAUGAAUUAUAAAACAUGUGAAUAUUUACCAAAUAUAUCAGAAGAAUUAAAUGAUAACAAAUUAAAAAAAUCUAAUACAUUACCAGCUAAUUUGAAGGAUGGUUUUAUAGCGGAUAUAAACAAUUCUAACAAUAAUUAUGAUUUGAUGACUUCUAAAUAUUUUUCCAACAAUUCAAAUAAUACAUCCUUAUUUGAGAAUUACACAAAUAUGUCUACACUUUUUGAUGUUAAUGAUAAUAAGUUAAACAACAUAACAAAUCUUUCUAAUUGUAAUACAUUUGAUCAUUUAAGCUUUGAUGAAUUCAAUAAAAAUAAUGUAAAUGAUUUCUUUACUUCGAAUGAUAAUGUAGAAAAUACAAAAAAUUUAAAAUUUAACAAAUUGAUUACAUCAAUUCCAAGUGAUGGGAUUAGAUUUUUAGAUAAUGAGAGUAAGGAAGAGGUAAAAGAAGAAAAACAAGAUGUAAUGAAUACAAAUAAUAAUUUAUCGACUGGAAAUAGUUCUAAAUCAGCAAAUAAAAGUUCAAAAAAAAAUAAAAAUAAAAAAAAUGCUUUAAAUAGUGGAAAUAGCAACAAUAAUACUAUUAAUAAUAGCAAUAAUAGUAAUAAUAAUAAUACUAUUAAUAAUAGCAAUAAUAGUAAUAAUAAUAAUAGUAAUAAUAAUAUUAAUAAUAUUAAUAAUAAUAGUAAUAAUAAUAAUAAUAGUAAUAAUAAUACUACUACUACUACUACUACUACUAAUAAUAAUAAUAAUAGUAAUAAUAAUAAUAGUAGUAAUAAUAAUAAUACUAAUAAUACUAAUAAUAAUAAUAACAACAACAACAAUAAUAACAACAAUAAUAACAACAACAAUAACAAUAAUAAUAAUGCAAAAAUGACAAAUUUUAAUGAAAUUGUUAAUUCAAAUGGAAAUGAUAUAAAAAAUGAAAAUAAUGAUAAGAAGAAGAAUAACAAAAAAGAUAAUAGAAUAAAUAAAAAUAAUAUUACUGAAAAAAAUUUAGAUGAAAUAAAAAAAGAAAGUAGUAAAAAUGUUAAUGAAAUGGAAAAAAAUGAGGAUGCUAGUAGUAAUAUUGACGGUAGUUAUUUGGAAAAAGAGAAAAAUAAAAAUAAUAAAAAUAAAAAUCAUGAGAAUCAAAAUAUAAAAAAAAAUAAUUCUUUAAUAAACAAUAGCAAUAAUAGUAAAAAUAUAAACAAAUCUGGUGGUCGAAUUGUUGAGAAUACUAAUAAUAAUAAUAAAAAUGAUCUUUCAGUUACUAACAGUAAUAGCUCAAUAAAUUAUAAAAAAAAUAACGAAAAUAAUAAUAAUGAAAACUUAUAUAAUAACAAAAAUAAUGUUUCAUAUCCGCAAAUAAAUAAAAAAUAUAAUGAUAUUAGUGUAGAUAUUAAAAAUUAUAAUGAUUGUAACAACACUCAGAAUAAUAACAAUAUAUAUAUUAAAAAAAAUAACAUUAAAGAUGAUAUAAAUUAUGAUAUUGAUAAAAAUAAUAAUAAUGAUAAAGAAGAUAAAAAAAAUAAUAAUGAUAACAUAGCAUUUAAUAAUGAAGGCAAUAAAGACAAUAAAAAUAGUACCAAUAAUAAUGAUAAAGAUAAUAAAAAAAAUAUUGAUAAUGUUACAACUAAUAAUUCAAGUUAUAAAGAUAAGAUUAAUAUUAUUAAUAAUAAUGAUAAAGAUAAUAAAAAAAAUACUAAUGAUAGCAUUAUAAUUAAUAAUAUAAGUAGUAAAAACAAUAAGAGUAAUAAUAAUAAUACUAAUAAUACUAAUAAUACUACUACUACUACUACUACUACUACUACUAAUAAUAAUAAUAAUAAUAAUAAUAAUAAUACUAAUACUACUACUACUACUACUACUACUACUACUACUACUAAUAAUAAUAAUAAUAAUAAUAAUAAUAGUGAUAAUAAUAGUAAUGAUAAAGAUAAUAAAAAAAAUAUUAUUGAUAAUAAUACAGUCAAUAAUUUAAAUGGUAUUGAUAAUGUAAGUAAUAAUGAAUUAAACAUAAACAAUUGUUCCAAUAAAAUAGUUGUAGAAGAAAAUGAUAAGAUUUUUUACAAUAUGAAAAAUGAGAAUAUUAUAGAUUAUAAAAAUAUAGAUAAUAAAUCAGAGGAAUUUGAAAACUGCAAAAAUAAAAAUAGUACGUAUAAUAAAAAAAAUAAUCCCAAGUAUUUACUAAAAGAAUCAAAAAAUUUAAGUAUAACAAAAAAGGAUAUAAAUGAUGAUAACGUAUCAAUACCUAAUAGUUUAGGUGACAAUUUUAAAACAGAUGAUAUCUCAAAUGAUACAGGUAUUAAUACUAUUCCAAAAGACGAAUUAUUUAAUUCUAUGAAAAAUAAUUUUAUUUUUAAUAAAUCAAAAGAAUUGAAUGUAAGUGAAAAUGAGUUAAAUGAAUCAUGUUAUGAUUAUACAAAUAAUCUUUUGAAUAUAUUUUUAUCAUGUAAUAGUAUAAAUGAAAAUUUUGAUGAUGCAAAUGAACACAAUAAUAAGCUUAGUAGAGAAGAUAGCAAUACUUUUAAUAAUAUAGAGAAAAGUAUGACUAAUGUAUGUGAAUUGUUUAAUAGUUCAAAUAAUUUUAAUAUAUUUGGAAAUUAUAAUUUUUUUGGUUAUAAUUGCUUACAAUGUAAACAUUAUAAAAAUGAAAUUAAAAAUUUAAUGCUUCAAAUAAAAAUAUUAAGAGAAGAACUUUUUAAAUGUAAACAAAUUAUUACAUCAGGGAUAAAUGAAAACUAUGACCAAAAAUUGAAUCAUUGUAGUUAUAACUGGACAAACACAAAAAGUUUUAAUGAUAUUUAUGAAAAGAAGAAUUAUAUAUCUUCUAUUGAAGCAAAUGAUUAA
Molecule: messenger RNA, 3888 nt
Organism: Plasmodium gallinaceum
Lineage: Eukaryota; Apicomplexa; Aconoidasida; Haemosporida; Plasmodiidae
Product: conserved Plasmodium protein, unknown function
Exons: 1
Coding region: 1-3888 (1295 amino acids)
Molecular function (GO): metal ion binding
Source: RefSeq, a predicted model, not a curated record